UUUCUACUGCAUGACUUCCUACUCCUAUUAGGCUACUGAACCACUUCCUCUUCUUUACUCUCCCAAUUUGCUUCAGUUUCUUACUUCCUUUCUUCUCUCAUUAUUAUGUAUCCACCCUUUUAUAUGAAUCUAUUGUCCUUAAGGUUAUUUGGGUUUUCUCUAUAAACUUUUACUUUUGCCCGAAAGAGUUUCCUGUCUCCAACUUGAAUUGUGUUUGUGUACCAGCUAUUCUAAGUUAAACUAUUUACGUUCGUAAUGAACUUCACAAGUAAAGGCAUAGCCUGGAUCGAAAAGGUUGGGGCUAAGUUGGAAAAUCUGUGUUCGGAAGUUGACGCCAGAUCUCAGGAACAACUAGAUUAUGUCGAAAGCCAAUUGCAGAUAGCUGGUGCAAAUCUGAAACAAUUUUGUUCAGAGUUUAUUCAAGAAAUAUUCCCUGCAUCUUUGUCAGAUGCCAAGGAAGACGAGACCAGUAAUUUAUCUUCAGAAGAAAAUAUAAAGAAACAGCUUCUAGCUUCUGAGCUGUCAAACAUCAUUGUGGAAGAAGAUAAUAAGAAGGAACUUUCCCAUUCAAACUCGUCCUCCAUCGUGUUCCCUGCGGAUACUGCUGAAGGAGUGCAUAUUGAUUUUUCACUUCAGCCACAAGCAGAUAUGGUGAUGAAGAUGUCUGUUGAGGAUAAUUCGGAAAAGGCAUUCUCUUCUGGUAAAAGUUCAGGAGUAGUUGCUUUUACUGAGAGAACUUUAAACAUGACAUCACUACCUUAUGAGGGUGAUAACGGAGUUGAAGGUCAUGCUAAAUCUUCGAUAAUCGCAUCAGUCAAAUGCCAAGAAUCUGACCCUUCUAUGCAAGUGGGGAAAACCAUAGAUUUCACAUAUCUUAAAGCUGACAUGUCGAAUGUCCCAUCUUUAACUUGUUCACCUAACUCUACUGAAUCACAAGACUCUGCUUUUCCCGAUUUUGAUGAAAUAAAUUCUUGUGCAGAACUUCCAGAAAUAUCAAAUGGAGGAGAGUCUGUUGAUCAUCAUGUAAAUAAACCAGGCAUCGGCACUGUCCCUGAACUGGAAUUUGAUGGAAACUGUGUUCUGGUGGAUAAGGAUGAUUUGUCUUCGUGCUCAGAAUUCUAUGGAGCUCAUAUCUCUCACAAGAAAAACAUGACAAAGCUAGAAGUAAAACCUGGAAAUCAGAGAAACAACGACACAGCCAUUUAUGAGGAUCUCAGUGUAGAAUCAGAGCAAUCAAAUACAGAGAGUAAGCCAAAAUAUUCUCCAAUUCAGAAGCUUGAAUUGUCAGAAGAAGUCUUUUGCGACUCAGAUUGGGAGAUAAUCUAGACAAUCAUCCAGAUAAAUAAGCUUCAAAUGUAACUUCAGUAACAGUUUACAGAGAUUUAGUAAAUAAGCUCCGAACGAAGCUCUGGUAACUCUUAACCAAGAUUAAUCUGCCUUUUCUUUUCUUUUCAGAUUUCUCAUUGACUACAGUUUUGGAGAUGGAUGCUUUUUUAUUUAUUUAUUUAUUAGUAGUAAUUUUGGCCUGAGUUAUUAUA
This is a messenger RNA of Nicotiana tabacum (common tobacco), 1538 nucleotides long. RefSeq lists its product as uncharacterized. Gene Ontology annotation, biological process: response to stress. The record is from RefSeq and is a predicted model, not a curated record. NCBI's taxonomy places the organism in Eukaryota, Viridiplantae, Streptophyta, Magnoliopsida, Solanales, Solanaceae. Gene Ontology annotation, cellular component: autophagosome; phagophore.